Messenger RNA from Daphnia pulex (common water flea), 3241 nucleotides. Its product is annotated as ATP-binding cassette sub-family G member 1-like. Gene Ontology annotation, molecular function: ATP binding; ABC-type transporter activity; ATP hydrolysis activity. The record is from RefSeq and is a predicted model, not a curated record. The transcript has 11 exons. NCBI's taxonomy places the organism in Eukaryota, Metazoa, Arthropoda, Branchiopoda, Diplostraca, Daphniidae. Gene Ontology annotation, cellular component: plasma membrane. The coding region runs from base 1310 to 3172 and encodes 620 amino acids.
UUCAAAUUAUAGAUGUUAAAAAAAAGAGGAAAUAAAAGUGGCUGAGCGUGUAGACUUAUACCUGACUAAAGAAAUAAAAUUCAUGGCUGAUGAGAAAAUUAAAUAGAAAUUCCUUACGGUUGGCACGUUCCUUUUUGUGGUGCGCAUUUAUCGUCUUAUUCCAAGGUUCGUUGGCAUCAUCUAAGUUAUUGAAGUAUCCCAGAGGUACGCAGCUGGCAACGAUAGCGUUGUAUAGCAGGGUUUAAACAAGCAGAAAUACAUAUAAGGGCAUUAUACUUCUCAUAAGAGCACUUUUAUUAACUUGAUACCAGGAAAUAAUGGAUCUCCCAAGCCCUUUCGUAUUUCUUUUCAGCACUGCUGUUCCCUAGAAACAGGUUGAUGUCUCUGGUAAUGCGCGUCCAAUUCCAUCAAUUAUCCAUUCCCCUGCUAUUACAUUAAUUAUGUCCUGAUUAAAAUGGACCUUUAUCUUGUUAUCGUGCACUCUUCCUGAAUUUUGCAGAGCUGUAAUUAGAAAUAUUCCGUUAUUGUUGGUUGUUACCCAUUUUCGCAAACUAGAUUUCAUCAGACUCAAAUUCUUCUUUCCGAUAGAUCCACUAGCUUCUUAGAUGUAAUUUAUCGAUCUGUUCUAACAAUUUAAUUUAAGGCGCUGAUGCGUAUGUGCAUCGAUCCUUAUUCUUGUGUUUACCACUGCAGUAUUACCGAGGCCAGAGUCAUUUACUUGAUGACUCUGCAGGUUUACGUAAGCCGAGGCUAAAACGAAGCCACACUUAAUUCCCAGUUUCCCAGACAAAAUUUCAAAAAGCUACGACGCAGCAAACAGAAGUUGCAGCAAACAUUAUUUUUUAACCCUGCAGGGCUUUUUGCUUUAUUCAUAGUAUAAUGUUGUUUUUAAAGCAUGCUCCUUGAAUCUAAAGUGUGUGGUCCUUGUCUCUUUCUUUUGAAGGCAGAAAGGUAAAGUUAGCAUCAUUAGGCUUAUUUUAAGAGUAUAAUUUGUGUUUGUAUUAGAAAAUGCCCUUUGGGGUAAGUUGGCUGAAAUUGAUUGGGUCAAGUUGUCUGGCAAGUAGAUGUGUUCUUUGUUCAUAGUGGGUUUUGAAUUGGAUACGAAAAAAUCACAAUUUAAUUUUAAUAAUAAAUCCUUUGUGACAGCUUGUUGUCUAUACUAAUUACAUAAGUAUGGAUGGGAAGUAGACCAAGUAGCUGAAAUGGUCCAUGUCAGUGUAAUGGAGUCUGCCGACAUGUUGUAUGACAGAAGCUGAAAUCUAUAGUGAUUCAACCUUUUCUAUUGCAGACUACAAGAUUAAAUGAGUCCAUGCCAUGUGAACGUUUUCAGCCCAAAUGUUCUUCAAUAUCAUCUUUAUUGGCUGGUAUAGAGGUAUACCCUCACAAAAUCAUCUUGAAGUCAAAAUCAAGGAAAAAAGCAAAGCACAUUUUACACCAAAUAAGUGGUUCCUUCAAAUCUGGACAUCUAACCGCCAUUCUAGGGCCGUCUGGAGCAGGAAAAACUUCGCUCAUGAACAUUUUAGCAGGCUUAAAGAAAAGUGGAAUAGAAGGCCGAGUUGACGUAAAUGGAGCAAAACGGAAGUUCAAAACUUUCCGCAAGCAGUCAGCGUACGUAACACAGCAAGAUCAUCUUUUGAAAAACUUGACUGUCGAUGAGUACAUGACUGCCGCGGCCCAUUUGAAAUUAGGAAACAAAGUUUCCGACAAGGAAAAGAAAUCCACGAUUGAGCAAAUUCUGAAAACAUUAGGACUAACGAAUACUAAAAAAACAAGAGUGAAAUGCUUAUCCGGUGGUGAAUGCAAAAGAUUGUCUAUAGGACUGGAAUUAAUUGAUAAUCCUGCCAUUUUAUUUCUGGAUGAACCGACCAGUGGGUUGGACAGCUCAUCGAGUUUGCAGUGCGUGUCGCUAUUGCGUGAUAUCGCCAGAAGCGGUCGCACGGUAGUCGCCACGAUUCAUCAGCCAAAUUCACGGUUACUAGAUCUAUUUGAUCACCUUUAUAUUGUAGCAGGAGGAUCGUGCAUGUAUCAGGGACCUGUGGAUUCCUUAGUCCCUUAUCUCCAGACGAUGAAUUUGGACUGCCCUAAUCACCACAAUCCGACAGAUUUUGCGAUUGAUGUGGCUUCUGGAGAGUAUGGUGACGUUCUACCCAGACUGGUUUCUGGAAUUGAAAAUGGUCGUCGGAUUUUCCACGAAAAUUCGCCAGCGAUUUUAGCGUCGCCUGCACUCAGCCAUGACACUGGAUUUUACGAAGAGGACGAAUUCGACAUUAUGUUGGACGGCAACUCGAAGAAAAAAGAAAAAAAAGGAAAGAAUAAGGAUGGGCUAAUGUACGGCGCACCGUUUCAUUAUCAAGUUUCUAUUCUACUUGGACGAACUUGGCGAACCAUUUGGAGAGAAAAGAUUCUGACAACAAUGCGUCUCACUCUCCACGUUUGUAUUUCCUUUUUGAUGGGCAUGUUGUAUUGGCAGAUCGGGGACGACGCCGACGAUAUAUUCAACAACGCCGGCAUGAUUUUUUUUAGUCUAAUUUUUAUUUUAUACGUAGCCAUGAUGCCAACAUUUCUGACUUUUACACUCGAGAGGGAGGUACUGGUUCGGGAACAUUUAAACCAAUGGUACAGUCUCAAAGCGUACUACCUUGCCAAAACGCUGGCCGACAUUCCGUUUCAGAUAGUCUUUCCUACUUUAUAUUUAAUCCCCCUAUACUUUAUGAGUAACCAGCCGUUGUGCAUAGGAAGUUUCAGCAUGCUACUGGGCAUCUUGAUUUCUAUGGCACUAGUCGGUCAAGGCAUCGGACUGUUUUUCGGCGCCGCGUUUGACAUCCCAGUAGCCUCCUACUUUGCACCAAUCAGCUGCAUUCCGUUCUUGUUAGUAUCGGGUUUCGUACUCAAAUUUAACGCUAUUCCAACUUACUUGAGCUGGAUAACGUACCUCAGUUUCCUUCACUACGGUUUCGAGGGAUCCAUGUUAUCCUUAUACACUGUUGAUCGUCCGCCUCUCGGCUGCUAUCAAGAUUACUGCCAUUUUCGAUACCCCAUCAAGUUUUUAGAACAAUUUGAUUUGACACACAGUUCGUAUUACUUGGCUCUUGUUGGAAUGCUGGUGUCAUUCGUUGUAAUACGAGUGGGUGCCUAUUUUGCCUUGAGUUUCAAACUUAGGCAUGUGCGUUGAAGCAACUUCUUUUCUACUUUACUUUUGUCAUACUAUAUUGUUACUACAGUACAGCUCGAUAAACGGCAA